AGUGCCAGAACAGAAUGGGAUUCGAUGUGAGUCCUUCUUUAAAGCUUCAGCAGCGUUCCUCAUUUCACUGGAGUUGUAGUGGCAGGCUCACCGGCGUACUACAGUUGCUUGCCAGCUCAACCAUGGCUUUAAUAAUGAGGGUACUUCAAUUGUCUCUACUCCUUGAUGUGGGGUGUCAAGUACAUGCUUACAGGAUCGGAUAUGCUGAGCCGGAGAUGCCUACGUAUGGGCUGCAGCAGCCUCCUAGCUACAAUUCCCAGCAGCAGUUGGAACAACCUCCUAGCUACAAGCCCCAGCCACAGCAACCUUCUAGCUACAAGCCACAGGAGCCUAGCUACGAUCACCCCCAGCAGCAGCAGCAUCCCAGCUACAAGCCCCAGCAGCAGCAGAAUCCUAGCUACAAGCCCCAGCAGCAGCAGCAGCAGCAUCCUAGCUACAAGCCCCAGCAGCGGCAGCAGCAGCAACAUCCUAGCGACAAGCCCCAGCAUCCUAGCGACAAGCCGCAGCAGCAACAUCCUAGCUACAAGCCCCAGCAUCCUAGCUACAAGCCCCAGCAGCAACAUCCUAGCGACAAGCCCCAGCAGCAUCCUAGCGACAAGCCCCAGCAGCAUCCUAGCGACAAGCCCCAGCAGCAGCAGCAGCAGCAUCCUAGCUAUAAGCCCCGGCAGCAGCAGCAGCAUCCUAGCUACAAGCCGCAGCAGCAGCAGCAGCAGCAGCAUCCUAGCUACAAGCCCCAGCAGCAGCAACAUCCUAGCUACAUGCCCCAGCAGCAGCAGCAGCAACAUCCUAGCUACAACCCCCUGCAGCCCCAGCAGCAGCAGCAGCAGCAUCCUAGUUACAAGCCGCAGCCGCAGCAGCAUCCUAGCUACAAGCCCCAGCAGCAGCAGCAUCCUAGCUACAAGCCCCAGCAGCAGCAGCAGCAACAUCCUAGCUACAAGCCCCAGCAGCAGCAACAUCCUAGCUACAAGCCCCAACAGCAGCAACAUCCUAGCUACAAGCCCCAGCAGCAGCAGCAGCAGCAACAUCCUAGCUACAAGCCCCAGCAGCAGCAGCAGCAACCUCCUAGCUACAAACCCCAGCAGCAGCAGCAGCAACAUCCUAGCUACAAGCCCCAGCAGCAGCAGCAGCAGCAACAUCCUAGCUAUAAGCCCCAGCAGCAGCAACAUCCUAGCUACAAGCCCCAGCAGCAGCAGCAUCCUAGCGAAAAGCCCCAGCAGCAGCAUCCUAGCUACAAGCCCCAGCAGCAGCAGCAACAGCAACAUCCUAGCUACAAGCCCCAGCAGCAGCAACAUCCUAGCUACAAGCCCCAGCAGCAACAACAUCCUAGCUACAAGCCCCAGCAGCAGCCUCCUAGCUACAAGCCCCAGCAGCCUUCUAGCUACAAGCCCCAGCAGCCUUCUAGCUACAAGCCACAGGAGCCUAGCUACGGCCAGCCACAGCCCCAGCAGCAGCGUCCUAGCGACAAGCCCCAGCAGCAGCGUCCUAGCGACAAGCCCCAGCAGCAGCGUCCUAGCGACAAGCCCCAGCAGCAGACUCCUGGCCAUAAGCCCCAGCAGCAGACUCCUAGCCAUAAGCCACAGGAGCCUAGUUACGACCAGCAACAGCAGCCCCAGGGGCAGCAGCAUCCUAGCUAUGAGGCCCAGGAUCAGCAGCAUCCUAGCUACGAGCCCCAGGAGCAGCAGCAUCCUAGCUACGAGCCCCAGGAGCAGCAGCAUCCUAGCUACGAGCCCCAGGAUCAGCAGCAUCCUAGCUACGAGCCCCAGGAUCAGCAACAUCCUAGCUACGAGCCCCAGCAGCAGCAGCAGCAGCAACAUCCUAGCUACAAGCCGCAGCAGCAGCAGCAUCCUAGCUACAAGCCGCAGCAGCAUCCUAGCUACAAGCCCCAGCAGCAGCAACAUCCUAGCUACAUGCCCCAGCAGCAGCAGCAGCAACAUCCUAGCUACAAGCCCCAGCAGCCCCAGCAGCAGCAGCAGCAUCCUAGUUACAAGCCACAGCAGCAGCAGCAUCCUAGCUACACGCCCCAGCAGCAGCAACAUCCUAGCUACACGCCCCAGCAGCAGCAGCAACAUCCUAGCUACAAGCCCCAGCAGCAACAUCCUAGCUACAAGCCCCAGCAGCAACAUCCUGGCUACAAGCCCCAGCAGCAACAUCCUAGCUACAAGCCCCAGCAGCAGCAGCAGGAACAUCCUAGCGACAAGCCCCAGCAGCAGCAGCAGCAGCAACAUCCUGGCUACAAGCCCCAGCAGCAACAUCCUAGCUACAAGCCCCAGCAGCAGCAGCAGGAACAUCCUAGCGACAAGCCCCAGCAGCAGCAGCAGCAGGAACAUCCUAGCGACAAGCCCCAGCAGCAGCAGCAGCAGGAACAUCCUAGCGACAAGCCCCAGCAGCAGCAGCCUAGCUACUAGCAGUAACACAAAAGUUGUACCUUAUGAAGAUUACAUUGUGUACGUUCGCUUCGUUGGAAAUGCCAUCAAAUCCUGCAAGAUAAGCGGUCAAAGAACUGUGCAAAUGUGUUCUUGCCAUUACAUGGUUUUACUGUCCAAAUUUGAUAUGUGUACAGCAAAUAAUAAAAAAAUACAUUUUAAGUGGA
Messenger RNA from Gadus chalcogrammus (walleye pollock), 2590 nucleotides. Its product is annotated as adhesive plaque matrix protein-like. NCBI's taxonomy places the organism in Eukaryota, Metazoa, Chordata, Actinopteri, Gadiformes, Gadidae. The transcript is spliced from 3 exons. The coding region runs from base 15 to 2405 and encodes 796 amino acids. The record is from RefSeq and is a predicted model, not a curated record.